Nelumbo nucifera (sacred lotus) is the source of this 1543-nucleotide messenger RNA. RefSeq names its product EXORDIUM like 3 (gene EXL3). Lineage: Eukaryota; Viridiplantae; Streptophyta; Magnoliopsida; Proteales; Nelumbonaceae. The record is from RefSeq and is a predicted model, not a curated record.
CCCACAUUUUCCACUUUGGCUUCUAUUUCGAAUAUGCCCAGAAACUGCAUUCGCCGGUCUCCGGCGCCACCUGUUCCGGUGUUUCUCGGACUAAUAAUAUCGACUACCAUAGUCUAUCUGUUCUCCUUUAUCAGUCCGGUCGUCGGGUGGCGCCCAUGGCCUCAUGAACAAAUUAGCAACACUACUGCUCUCGAGUUCGGAAGCUCGAAGAAGUACGAAGGCUCGUCCGCGUUCGUCCACCUGAGGUAUCACAUGGGCCCCGUCCUCACUGCCAAUAUCACCGUUCACACCGUCUGGUACGGAACGUGGCAGAAAUCCCAGAAGCAAAUCAUCCGGGGUUUCCUCAAAUCCAUCUCCGCCGUCGACGGCAAACACCCAUCGGUGGCUGGGUGGUGGAAGACCGUACAACUCUAUACCGACCAAACCGGGGCAAACAUCUCCAGAAACGUGGUUCUCGGCGAAGAGAAGAACGAUCGUUUUUACUCGCACGGCAAGUCGCUCACCCGCCUCUCCAUCCAGUCCGUGAUAAAAAGCGCCGUGACGUCCCGUACGCGCCCCCUCCCCAUCAACCCCAAGAGCGGGCUCUACCUCCUGCUCACUUCGGACGACGUAUACGUACAGGAUUUCUGCAGGCAGGUCUGUGGAUUCCACUACUUCACCUUCCCUUCCAUAGUGGGGUACACGCUACCGUACGCCUGGGUGGGCAACUCGGCCACCCAGUGUCCCGGCAUCUGCGCGUACCCUUUCGCCGUACCGGUGUACAUGCCGGGGCUGAAACCGGUGAUGUCACCGAACGGUGACGUUGGAGUGGACGGGAUGAUCAGUGUGAUCGCACACGAGAUUGCCGAGUUGGCAACGAAUCCAUUGGUGAAUGCGUGGUACGCGGGGCAGGACCCUUGUUUUCCGACGGAGAUUGCCGAUCUCUGUGAAGGGAUCUACGGUACGGGUGGUGGUGGGUCGUAUACGGGCCAACUCCUGGACGGAGAAGAUGGAGCUACCUAUAACAUGAACGGAGUUGGGCGGAGGUUCCUGGUUCAGUGGGUCUGGAAUCCUGUCUUGAACUACUGCUCUGGUCCGAAUGCCCUAGAUCAGUAAUAAUUACACAAAAAAAAGUGAAGAAGAAGAAGCUUAGAAAGAUGGUAAAAAAAGAUAGUUGUUUUUGUUAAUUUCUUCGAGCAUGUUUUAUCCAUUUAUCAUGGGGUUAGAGAGAGAAAGAAAGAGAGGGAUUAUCGUUACUUGGUUAGUUAAUAGUUAGUCCUCUUAAGUUGUAAUAAACGUCUUCACAUAUUUUGUUUGUUUAUAAAAACCACGUAGAGGGAGAACGGUGGCUUUUGGAGCGAUGUUUGGAACCAAUGCGGUUUCUUGAGAGGUGUUUUUCAAGUAAAACGGUUCUGCAUUAGCAGACCGUUUUCUUAGAAAACGUUUUUUCAUUUUUUCCUGUUUGGAAUCAUUGCUGCAAACAAUUGCAUUUUAAAUGCCAUGUCAGCAAAAUGUUGCUAGCACUAGUAAAAAAUGUUUUAUUAAUAUACAUAUUUUCGAUCUC